CUCAGCGGAAGCAGACGCAGAUUGCUUCGUUUAGCGAAUUUGUUACUAGACACUUUUAGCCAAACCGAAGUGGGCAGUACUGAGUUUUUACAGCAAUACAAUGGGAGGUCAAGCGAAGAAGAAAAAGAAAAACAGGAGCAGCCGAAGAGAAAGACCCCAACAGGACUCCAGACUAACAGUCCAAGAGCGUGUAAAACUGAAGAUGCAAGACAAAGCAAAGAAGAAAACGGCGGAGAGGUACACGGCAGAGCAGCUACUGGAGAAGACCCAGGAGUGCAUGGACAACUUCGACUUCGAAAUGGCCCGGCUUUUCUGUCAGCGCGCGCUGGAUAUAGAGCCUACCAACCUGAACACCCUGGACAUGCUUGGGAACAUCUGUGCUGAGCUGGGGGACGUGGAGAAAGCUAAGCAAGUGUUCCUGAGGGCUGUAGAGCUCAGCCCAGAUGAGGGCCACAGCAAGUACAUGUACCUGGGUCAGAUGCAGACCGGCAAGGAGGCCAUCCAACAUUUCAACAAAGGCAUAGAGAUCAUGCUGAAGGAGCUGGAGAAGCAGGCGUUGGUGGCCCCCCCGGUAGCAGCAGCCGCUGCUCCUGUAAACCGCGACCCCGAAGUGACCGCAAAGGAAAUGUCAGUGGCCUUCUGUUCAGUAGCAGAGAUCUAUUUCACUGACCUGUGCAUGGAGGAGGGGGCGGCUGACCGGUGCAGGGACGCCAUCGACGCGGCCCUGCAGUAUCACCCUGAAGACCCUGAGGCCCUGCAGCUGAUGGCCAGCUACCUGUUCAGCGUGGAGAAGCCCCAGGAGGGGAAGGAGUUCCUGAUGAGGAGCGUAGGAGUGUGGCUCCCCCGGCACCAGCAGGAGGCAGAGUCUGUCGAGGGGGAGGAGCACCGGCAGAACGCCAUGCCACCCUACGAGUCGAGGAUCACCACAGCCAAGCUGCUCGUCGAGGCCACGGAAUACGAGACGGCCAUUGAGGUGCUGGAGGGGCUCCUGGAAGAGGACGACGAGGUGGUGCAGGUUUGGUAUCUGCUGGGGUGGACCUCCUAUCUCCAGUCCGAAAAGCCUGAGGAAACAGAGACCUUCAAAGACUCGGCGAGAACAUAUUUAACCAAAGCCAGGAAGCUGUACGUGAAGCUCCGCUGUGAUGACACCGCCCUGCUGGAGCACGUGGACCAGCUGCUGGGGGAGCUGCACCCCGGCGCGGAGGAGGUGGGCUCUGAGGACGAGGACCUCCCUCUGGACAACAUCGGUGACGACUUUGUACAGAGCAGCGACGAGGAGGCGGCCAUGGAGCUCUGAUCAGAGCCCCCUCCGCCCCCCACUCAGCUUCCUGUCUGCUUCCACCAUUUUCACUGCCUUUGUUGCUGAAGCAGCGCCAAAGAUUCGCCUUCAGGCCGGAGCAGAGCGACAGCCGAAAGCGCUCAGCUGUGAUUCCGUGAGGGACGGAGUCGCACUGCAGCGGCCAGACCGCAGUGACAGAUGGUGCUCAGAUACCAAGCAGGUCUAUAAUCUUAAUAAAGAGCCUGUAACAAAGACGGA
Paramormyrops kingsleyae is the source of this 1537-nucleotide messenger RNA. RefSeq lists its product as uncharacterized. Gene Ontology annotation, molecular function: protein binding; phosphatidylinositol binding. The record is from RefSeq and is a predicted model, not a curated record. Gene Ontology annotation, biological process: determination of ventral identity. Gene Ontology annotation, cellular component: membrane. Lineage: Eukaryota; Metazoa; Chordata; Actinopteri; Osteoglossiformes; Mormyridae.